Messenger RNA from [Candida] anglica, 2109 nucleotides. The record is from the annotation of a GenBank genome assembly. NCBI's taxonomy places the organism in Eukaryota, Fungi, Ascomycota, Pichiomycetes, Serinales, Debaryomycetaceae.
AUGAGUACCAGAAAAGUCUCGAGGGCACAGUGUGCAAACUGCACAUGUUCCCCAGGUUUGCUUUCCCGUAACAAUAGAAGAUCCAGUUGGUUACAUAAGCAGAUAAAUAUCAAAAGAACCAACAGUGGCAACAUUUCGCCAAGAGGUGCUUCUCGUCAGGGGUCUGUAUUCACUAUCGAUGCAGCUUCAUUAUGUUUACCUGAAGUUAAGGAGGUCAACACAUCUCAAAGAUUGGUGAAGCUUAGAAAUGCCAUGGCUGAACAUAAUUUGGGAGUUUAUAUCAUUCCAAGUGAAGAUCAACAUCAAAGUGAAUAUGUUUCAUCUGCUGAUCAAAGAAGAAGUUUUAUUUCUGGAUUCCAAGGAAGUGCCGGUGUUGCUGUGGUCACCCGUGAUGUCAUGUGUAUGAAUGACACCCCUGAAGGUGCUGCUGCAUUAUCUACCGACGGUCGUUAUUUCAAUCAAGCCACCAAUGAAUUAGAUUUCAAUUGGAUUUUACUUAAACAAGGUGCUAAGGAUGAACCUACAUGGGAAGAAUGGGCUGUUUUACAAGCCAUCCAACUUUCAUUGGACUCUGGUUCUGAAAUUAGUAUUGGUGUUGAUCCUAAAUUAAUUACAUUGACUACUUUUGAAAAAUUCGAUAAAAUUAUUAGAGAUAAAUUAUCAUUAACUAAAUAUUCCAAGGCUGAAGUAUCUUUUAUUCCAGUUCAAGAAAACUUGGUUGAUAAAAUUUGGUCACAAUUUGAAGAAUUACCACCUUUACCAGCUAAUAUCAUUAAACCUCUUGAUAUUAAGUUCCAUGGUAAUGAUGUGUCUAACAAAAUCGCUAGUGUUGUUGAAGAAUUAAACUCUAAAAAUGCAAGUGGUUUGAUCAUAUCUGCCCUUGAUGAAAUUGCUUGGUUAUUAAACCUCAGAGGUUCCGAUAUUGAAUUCAAUCCUGUCUUUUACUCUUAUUUGAUCCUUACCAAUGAAGGUGAAGUCACUCUUUACGCUGAUCAUACCAGAUUUGAUACUACUGUUUCGAAACUCUUACGAGAUAAUAAUAUCAAGGUUGAACCUUAUAAUUCAUUCUGGAAGGGGUUAAAGGAAAUUUCGAGUCGAUUUAAGGACCAAAAGAAAAAACUUUUACUUCCUAAAACUGUAUCUUGGGAAAUUGUCAGAAAUGUGAAAUGUUCUUAUGAACAAGGUAGAUCUACUGUGGAAGACUUGAAGAGUAUCAAGAAUCAAGUUGAGUUGGAAGGUGCCAAGUCUGCCCAUUUGAAGGAUGGUAGAGCUCUUAUUAAGUUUUUCAGUUGGUUGGAAAAUGAAUUAAUUAAUAAUAAUGAAUUAAUCGAUGAAAUUGAAGCAGAUGAUAAACUUACCGAGUUCCGUAAACAAGAAAAGAACUUCGUUGGAUUAUCAUUUACCACCAUCAGUUCGACUGGUGCUAAUGCUGCCGUUAUCCAUUACAAGCCUAUCAAGGGAGAUUGUGCAGUUAUAAAUCCUGAUAAAAUCUAUUUAAAUGAUUCAGGGUCUCAAUUCUUGGAAGGAACUACUGAUACAACAAGAACUGUACACUUCGGUACUCCUACUAGUGAACAAAUUAAGAACUAUACUUUAGUAUUAAAGGGUAAUAUUUCUCUUGGUGCACUCAAAUUUCCAGAAAACACUACCGGAGCUCUAAUUGACUCCAUUGCAAGACAACAUUUGUGGUCUGAAUAUUUGGAUUAUGGCCAUGGUACUUCCCAUGGUAUUGGUUCAUACUUGAAUGUACAUGAAGGUCCUAUUGGUAUUGGACCACGUCCAAAUGCUGCUACCUCAUUCUUGAAACCUGGUCACUUGUUAUCCAAUGAACCAGGUUAUUAUGAAAAUGGUGAAUAUGGUAUCAGAAUUGAAAAUGUCAUGUUUGUUAAGGAAACCGGAAGAAGUUAUGGUGGCCGUAACUUUUUAGAAUUUGAAACUGUUACUCGUGUUCCAUUGUGCAAGAAGUUGAUUGACGUUAAUUUGUUGACUCCACAAGAACGUAAAUGGAUUAAUGAAUAUCAUGCUACUAUCUGGAAGGAAAUAGCUCCAACUUUAGAAAGUAACAGUAUUGAAUUACGCUGGUUGAAGAGAGAAACCACUCCAUUAUAA